Molecule: messenger RNA, 5038 nt
Organism: Scomber scombrus (Atlantic mackerel)
Lineage: Eukaryota; Metazoa; Chordata; Actinopteri; Scombriformes; Scombridae
Gene: ankle1
Product: ankyrin repeat and LEM domain containing 1
Exons: 9
Coding region: 1-3396 (1131 amino acids)
Molecular function (GO): endonuclease activity; protein binding
Source: RefSeq, a predicted model, not a curated record
AUGGAUCGAAAGACGAGGGGGCUGGAGAGUCAACUGUGUAAAGCUGUGAAGGAUGGACAACCCAGAUCUGUGCAGCAGCUUCUCUCACAAGGUGCACGUCCUGACCUGGUUGGUAGUAAGGGGGUAGCUGCAAUACACUUGGCUGUCGGCAAAGAGACUGAGAAGAACAACCGCUGCUUGAAAAUGUUGCUGCAACAUGGAGCUGACCCUAAUAUCAGAUCAUCUGAUGGGCUGACUCCAGUCCAUAUUGCUGCACUGUGGGGAUGUUAUCAAAACCUGAGGCUGCUCUUGAUGAAUGGAGGGAAUCCCAACCUUAAAGAUAAUGAAGGAAAUACACCUGGGCAUCUUGCACAGCAACAGGAGAAUCAAAAAUGUGCCCAGCUUCUUCAGGAGUACGAGACCAGCUGUGUGGACACAGAGGAGGACGACUUGCCUCAAUUCCAAUACUCUGUGUAUUCAGACCAAACGGACAUGUCCAGCUAUCCUGAAUCAGACUACAGCUUCAGUUCCUGUUCAUCUAUGAUAAGUGACUUUGGCGAAGCCCCAUUGAGCAGCACAAGGCGCUCAUCAUUUUUCAACCUAUCUAGCAUUAAUGGAAGGCCAAGUUGCAGAGGAAUGUCAUAUAACAGACUUUCUUAUAUGGACACUAAACAGCAUCACACCCAGGGCUGGAACACAUUGUCACACUGGACAUCUGAAGGUCCCUCCAUACUGUCAAGCACUCGCUGGUCUGAAGUGGGGCCUGCACCUGUAUCACCAACUCUUAAGGAGGAGGAUUUGUGUAUUGAUGAUGUAAAUACUGUUUCAAACGACGGCAGAAUCUAUCCCUCCAAAAGAGACACUCCCCCUGCAUUACCGUCUAGGCGAGCAAUCCGUAAGAGUGUAAGCUUCAGGGAUGUAGAUGAAUAUUUCCCUGUUUUUAGUCCUGAAUAUCCAAAAGAGCCGCCUACUGUUGGCACUAGCAUAUUAGCCUUUGACCUAUCUGAGUACUCUGACUUCCUGGAUUCAGAACGAAUGGCCACUGUUUUACCCCAGCAGGGCAUCGAUGUCACAUCACCGGACCAUGUUUUUGUUUUUGGCAGGGGGAGCAGUGAGAGCGCAGAAGAGGACAUGGAGAAAACGGUCAUCAUUAAUCACUGUGCUUUUCAAGAGAGUGAUGAUGAAGAAGAGGAUGCAAAUGUAAAAGAGCCUCAGGGGAACAUACCAGGGCAUGUAGUGGGUUCCUGUGGGAGCAGUAGCAGCAGUGGGACCAGCAGUAGUCAUUAUAGUAGCUGUGAGAGCGACCAUUACACCAGCGCUCUGGAUGCUUCCAUACACCCCAGGCAACUCUUACUCCCUGUGGUAGAGGAAAUAUCUGUUAGUGUUGUAUCUCCCAAAAAGACUGCUCAGUCUGAACCUCAGAUAAAUUCAGAACUUGAAAGUGUUGAGCAUUUACCACGUAUGCUUGAUAACCUGGUCUUGUCCGAAGGAAAACACCCAAACAAUCAUGUACUAAAGGCAGACACCCCAAUGAUCGAUGCAGCUGAAGCAACUCAGGAAGAUUUCAACCAUACCUUUACACCAAGUCCUUUUGUAACAGGCAGGACACGUUCAAGAUUGAGUCGCUGCUCACUGAGAACAAGCAAAACGCCUGAGAGCCUCUUCUUCACGUCUUCCCUGUUUGAGGAGACCUUGCCUACUCCGGUUCGAUCACAGCGUCAGACACUCAGGUGUCAGACCAGCGAUGCCUUUUACAGUUCACCACAUGCACCAUGUGUAACACCAUCCUACUCAGGGAGCAGCACUGGGGGAGGUUCCUUGCCUACUGAUGACCAAGACACACAGUCCAACACCCUGAAAGCCAGUUCAAGUGUUAGCAACAGCCAAGCUGAUACCUUCAUCCUACCUAAGAGUGUAACUGGUAGUGCUGUUGGAUCACAGACUCUGUGUGAUACAGUCAUAAUGGAAAAAAAUCAGUACUCUUCAAUGGAUGCUUAUAAAAGAAACCUUGCAGAGGUUAUACUGGCUAUGCAAAAACAAGGUAGGGAUCUCCCUGAGGGCAGCUAUUUUCUUACUGAUGAUCUGACAAGUACAGAUGAGGCAACAAAAAGGGGAAACAUAAAUGAUGCCCCUGAUGUGGACUGCCUGAAAAACAAAGGUGUCUGGAUCACUGAGGACUGUAGUUCUCGGUCAGACUCUGUGUCAUCUUCAUCCAGCUCCAGCUAUUUUUCCCCAAAAAGAUCUAAAGAAGACUCUGACCUUCCUUGCACCCCAGGCACCGGGUGUACCCCCAGAUACAGCAUGAGCCAGCUGUCGAGCUGCCGUAGGCCACAGCACCUGGCUAACCUAUCUUACACCCCCGGGGGGCGUCCAGUCAUUCAGGAUGUGGAUGAACCAGUGGAGUACCUCUACACUGAUACAGAACAAGGCCACAAGCUUAUUGAGAUUCAUGUCCCACCUACAGCUAACACCUCCCUCAGCUCCAGCAUGAGUACUACCAGCAGUGAGGAGACCAUCCUUUAUGACUGGCGAUCCAUGCAGACUGACAUGAAGCAGAACAAAGGAAAGGAGAACGAGAAACCACAGGAGACAUUACAAAAUGUGGAAAGAGAUGAUGGAAUGGACAGGUUGUUGCUAGAGACCAAAGGGAUGACUGACAAGGAGCUGAGAAAGAGGCUAUUGGAGCUGGGGGAGAACCCGGGUCCCAUCAACAGCCGUACCAGGCCAACAUACAUGCGAAGGCUGUGCCGCCGGUUGCAGGAGUCAAAUUCCCAAUCACCACAUGACCAGAAUUAUAGUCCAGAACUGAAUCUGGUCCUGCAGACUUUCAAGCUGCCUGACUGCUGGGUUGACGAGCAGGCUUUGUGCCAGCAGUUUGACCAACCAGAUCAGAACAGAAAGUGGAGGGAGGGCAUUAUCAAGUCUAGCUUCAACUACCUUCUGCUCGACCCAAGAGUCACAACCAACCUCCCAUUAAGGAGUCAGACUAUGACUCCACAGGAGUGUUUCCAGACAUUUGUCCACGCUAUAUUUUAUGUGGGCAAGGGAAAACGCUCCCGUCCCUACAGCCACUUGUAUGAGGCUUUGGAGUACUACACAGGGGACAAAACCUCUAAGAAACUGUGUAGCAAAGUGCAGCACAUCCUUCAGGUAUGGAACGCCAAGCAGGGCGUCAUUUCACUCCACUGCUUCCAGAACGUCAUUCCAGUGGAGGCAUACACAAGAGAGGCCUGCAUGGUGGAGGCCAUGGGGUUAAAGAUGCUCACCAAUCAGAAGCGAGGAGAUUAUUAUGGUUUGGUGUCCAACUGGCAGGUAAAGAGGAAGCGUGAGCUGGGUAUCCACCUACUUUACCGAGCCAUGCAGAUCUUCCUGGCUGAAGGUGAGAGACAGCUCAGACCAGCAGACAUCAGACAGUAACAGCCCCCACUGGAUGGGGGCUUGAAGUGAAACACAGAGCCAACUCUGGGAGAACACCACUAGUUUGGAAUCCAAAGCCAUUCGUGGUCAAACAAUUUUGCACUUAAGAGUUGGGUGAUGGUUUCCAACAUCAACAACAGCCCCAAUUUCUCUUUCCCUUCACAAUAUAGAGUUUGUCAUGUGUCAUAUCUUCUGGUAACAUUCACAUACCUUUGAGCUUGUCAGUUAAUAUCUUUGUGCUUUUUUCCAUUCAAGUGUCUAAAGUUUCAAUUAAUAAUAAUAAAAAUAUUAAUAAUAGGUGUGAUUUAUAAAGCGCCUUUCACAAACCCAAGGACGCUCUACAAAAGUAUCCUUUACAGUCAGAAAAGCUGACUGAUUUCCUCAUUUCUUUGUGUAUAUUAAUUAUCUGUCUAGAUUUCUCUAAAAGCUGAUUCCACACAAAAAAUGAAAGUGGAAUCAUGUCAUACUGAACGAAUGAAGUUUUCCACUUACAGAAAAGUCAGUGAGUAAAUAACAUAAUGUGAAAAACAAAACUGUGAGACUGCAUAUGUUACAGAUGUCAUGGAAAAAUAAGCACAUCGUUUUUCAAAAACAUUCUUCACAGUGGGACAUUUUUCUUCUUCUGCACUACUAAUGACUUUUCCAAAUUGAUACACAACAAUAUUCAAAUGUCUUAUGCAGCAUUAUCACAUUAGCUAGUUCCACAUUGCAGGGAGCAAUUUAUAGUUUUCUCUUCAACUCAUACUGUGGCUUUCUUCAGGAAAAAAUGAGUGAAUCUUGUCUGAGGUAUGUGUGAGGGUGCACACAUUCUAUUUUUAUAAACCACUUUAUGUGAUGGAAAUGGCAUACGCGUGUUUUUCAUGCGGACUCAUCGUUUAUACAUCUGGCCUCUGGUAGUUAAUCACUGCUUUUGUAAUGUUAAAAGACAGAUGGAGAUGAAUAUCAGCAGAGGCUGAUUACUUGUACUUAGCGUGAUAGAAUUCAUGGAUAAUAAAGAAUGUAUAGUUAUAGUGUAUAGUUUUAGUAACUUAAUGUUUGAUGUUAUAUGAUUUGUUUUCAUGGCUGGAUUUCCAUUUCAUUUGUUAAGACAUUUUGUUUCUGUAAAAGAAAAAUGCUUUGCAGGCAAGCUGAUGAUAUGAUAGUGAUAGGUCAGUGUAAUCAGCAGUUAUGUAGGAACUCAGUGCUUGAGUUUGUAGUACAUCAGCAACUAAGAUGCUAAGAUAUGUAUCGGCCAAAGUAAUCCCAAAUUGAAGUUACUUUUUCUACUUUAAAAAAAAAGGAGAAGAAAAAAGAAGUUUGCAUACAUUCUCAUCCCCCUUUCUACAUUAAUGACUUAAGCUUUAAAAACAUCCAUUGUCUCCUCAGGGUAUUAUAUUGGAUCAGUUGUAUUGAAGCUGUACAUCUCUUCUUUUGUUUUAAUCACAAAAAUGCAUUAAUACUAACUGUUGCAAACAACUUGUGUUUUAGAAAUAUGCAUAUAUAUAUUUUUUACAUUAUCAGUCCCUGGGUUAAAGGAAUAUACACAUGAGAUCAUCAUAAAGUGGAGUAAAACACUACCUAUUGCAAUAGUACAGUGGGAAAAUUAAUAGGUAUAACACUCCUCGAUUAUAUUUGUGUUUGACAUGGUCUCAUGAUUGUCCUG